Microtus oregoni (creeping vole) is the source of this 6914-nucleotide messenger RNA. RefSeq names its product G protein-coupled receptor kinase 1 (gene Grk1). The record is from RefSeq and is a predicted model, not a curated record. Gene Ontology annotation, molecular function: ATP binding; rhodopsin kinase activity. Gene Ontology annotation, cellular component: cytoplasm. Bases 1 to 1695 code for a protein of 564 amino acids. Lineage: Eukaryota; Metazoa; Chordata; Mammalia; Rodentia; Cricetidae. The transcript is spliced from 7 exons. Gene Ontology annotation, biological process: signal transduction; protein phosphorylation; regulation of opsin-mediated signaling pathway.
AUGGAUUUCGGGUCCUUGGAGACUGUUGUGGCCAACUCUGCCUUUAUCGCUGCCCGUGGCAGCUUUGACGGAAGCAGCACCCCCUCUUCCCGGGACAAGAAGUAUCUAGCCAAGCUCCGGUUGCCCCCACUGUCCAAGUGCGAGAGUCUCCGUGACAGCCUCAGCCUGGAGUUUGACAGCCUGUGCUCAGAGCAACCCAUUGGCAAGAGACUGUUCCAACAGUUCCUGAAGACAGAUGAGAGACACGUGCCAGCUCUGGAGCUCUGGAAGGACAUUGAGGACUACGACACAGCCGAUGAUGACCUACGGCCUCAGAAGGCACAGGCCAUCCUGGCUGAGUACUUGGACCCACAGGCCUCACACUUCUGCAGUUUUCUGGACCAGGGCAUGGUGGCAAAGGUGAGGGAAGGGCCCCCCGGGAGCCAAGAUGGCCUCUUCCAGCCUCUGCUGCAGGCCACCCUGGAUCACCUGAGCCAGGCCCCCUUUCAGGAGUACCUUGAAAGCCUGUACUUCCUGCGGUUCCUCCAGUGGAAAUGGCUGGAAGCCCAGCCCAUAGGUGAAGACUGGUUCUUGGACUUCAGGGUUCUGGGGAAAGGGGGCUUUGGGGAGGUGUCUGCCUGCCAAAUGAAGGCGACCGGCAAGAUGUACGCCUGCAAGAAGCUCAACAAGAAGCGGCUAAAGAAAAGGAAGGGCUACCAGGGUGCCAUAGUUGAGAAGAGGAUCCUGACCAAGGUUCACAGUAGGUUCAUUGUGUCUCUGGCCUACGCGUUCGAGACCAAGACUGACCUCUGUCUGGUGAUGACCAUCAUGAAUGGAGGUGACAUAAGGUACCACAUCUACAAUGUGGAUGAGGAGAACCCAGGCUUCCCAGAGCCACGCGCCAUCUACUAUACAGCACAGAUCAUCAGUGGCCUGGAGCACCUGCAUCAGAGACGCAUCGUCUACCGCGACCUCAAGCCGGAGAACGUGCUGCUGGACAAUGAUGGCAAUAUCCGAAUUUCUGACCUUGGGUUGGCCGUGGAGCUGAUAGAAGGGCAGGAUAAGACCAAGGGCUAUGCAGGGACCCCAGGUUUCAUGGCCCCCGAGCUCCUCCGAGGGGAAGAAUAUGACUUCUCUGUAGACUACUUUGCCCUGGGGGUCACAUUGUACGAGAUGAUUGCAGCCAGAGGACCCUUCCGAGCCCGAGGAGAGAAGGUGGAGAACAAGGAACUCAAGCAGCGCAUCAUCUCAGAGCCCGUGAAAUACCCAGACAAGUUCAGCCAGGCCAGCAAAGACUUCUGCGAGGCACUGCUGGAGAAGGACCCAGAGAAGCGCCUGGGCUUCCGGGCUGGGACCUGUGAUGCACUGAGGGCAAACAUCCUCUUCAAAGACAUCAGCUGGAGGCAGCUUGAAGCCGGGAUGCUGAUCCCUCCGUUCAUCCCAGACUCUAGGACUGUCUAUGCCAAGAACAUACAGGAUGUGGGUGCCUUUUCCACCGUCAAGGGUGUGGUUCUUGAUAAAACCGACACAGAGUUCUUCCAAGAAUUUGCCUCUGGCAACUGCUCCAUUCCCUGGCAGGAGGAGAUGAUCGAGACUGGUAUUUUUGGGGACCUGAAUGUGUGGCGCCCAGAUGGUCAAAUGCCGGAUGACAUGAAGGGAAUCAGCGUGGAGGAGGCAGCCCCUACAGCCAAGUCGGGAAUGUGUCUCAUCUCUUAGCCAAGUGUCUGAGGAGAGCACGGAGCUGCCUGUGUGCAGAGAGGAAAGUGUACUGAGCUCAUGGGAAAAAUGCGACCCUGGUGUCAGCCUGUGCUCACUCCACCCGCGACACCGUGCAACUGUGUCUCCUUGUGGAGCAAGUGAGACUUUCUGUCUAUACCCUACAGACAUGGCAGACCAACUCUUUUGUCCUAUUUCAUCCAGAAGAUACAAAAAGGCCACCACAGAUUGAACAGCAAGGUACAACUUCUCAAAGAACCUCUGCGUAGGAUGUGUGGCCAGGAGCGUGGAUGCUGAGAACCCCACGUUCAGCAUGGAUGUCUUAGUACAUUUCAGGGCAGGCCUGUACUCUGGGGGUCCAUGCUGAACCUCUCCUUGCCUGGUUCCUGCCUUCUCAGCUGCCUUUACCGGGUCACCACCUGCUCCACAAACCCCAGUUUGGAGCUAGUGAAUCUUCAGGGAGUAGAAAGGCUAAAAGGACCUGGUCUUAGCUGAGAGUCAUUGCUUCCUCUCAAGAACAGAGACAGCUACCUCAGAUAGCUGCGGUCUCUGUUCUCAGUCAAUACCUCAUAUGGUAUAUACUCAAAUCGUCAUAGUCAUGUCACAUGUGGUAGGGAGCCCAAGUCUUUACAUGUUAAUGUCAUGUAUGAUGUAUGGCUGAGUCUUCACACCGUCAUUACACCUGUAGUGGGUGUCGUGUUCCCAGGCCAUCUUUGUUCUGCCACCCCCUUCUUGUUUAUGAGGGAAGGUGACCUUCAUGUACCGGGUCAUUUUGGAAGAUUGCUGGAUGAAGCCAGCACUGGAUGACAACCCUCGACCAGCAUCUCCCAAGUUGCGUGAGGGUACAAGCAUCUGUCGAGAGCAUGCCACCAAUAAACCCCAGGCCAGCUGCACUGUGCAGGAUUCCAGAUAUUGCUAUAGAUGCGCCUUGCACACAUGAUAUCCCGGGGACUAAUGCUGGAUGCUGAAGAAGUCUGUGCCAGGAUUCUGCUCUUCUCAGAGAACCUGACACUGGAAUUGUGGGGUGCUCUGGAAGGGUCUUGGGGUUGUCCGUGCUCAUACCUUCUGGACCAUGGCCUGGAGCCUCCUGCGGCUGAUUAGUGCUGAGUGAUGUAUAUAAAGGCAAACCCUCCACCAUCCCACCUCCCUCCAUCCUGUAGAGCAUCUCACAAGUAUCAAGGGCUGCGUGCGUAUUUUAUUUAUGUUUGGGAGCUCAUUUAACAGCUCCUGGCUGAAGACCCUGGCACUUUGGCUGUCUCAUCCGUGGAAAAGGGUGGGUUUCCGCAGCCACAGCAGGUUCUGGGGAGGCCUAGUCCUUGGUACACUAAUUAUCAUCCCUGUUUGGCCUGCCUAGAGCUCAUGGAUCUGACAGUAGAAUCUGUGUGACUUCACAAGCUCUGUCCUGGGUCCUCCCUCACCCUGGGCUACAGACAGAAGAGCAAGACAUCCAGUCCAGUUUAAAUUUCAGACAAAUAGUGAACACUUUCCCAGGGUAUGUCCCAGCAGUAUUUGGGACAUACUUCCACUCAAACUUCAUAGUUUGUCUGGAAUUCAUAUUUAAUUGGAUGCUCUGUAGGUCUUUUUUAAAACUCUAAAUCUACCCAGUCUAUCGCAGACCCAUCAAGCAGGGAUGGAAUUGGGAGCAAUGCUGCUUUGCUUUUCCGUGUCUCUUGGUCAGGGGAGGGCUCUCCUCACUCGGGCCUGCUCGCAUACGUAAGCUUGAGUGUCAUGUCACUCAGAGACACAUCCUAAGGCUGUUAGAGAGCACAGACACCCAGCAGCCAUGUUCUUGGCCGUACACACAGGGCACUGCUAGCUUCGCCAGGGGGAGGUGCUGAGUGGAGAAAGAUGAACUGCUUGCUCUGUGCUCUCUGGGUAGAGAUUUUAGCCAACUCCUCUUCCUAGAGAUUUCUUUGACGGGUUUAAGGGACCUCCACCGUAGAUGUUCUCUCAGGGACAGUAACUUUCAGCCUAGAGAGCUUCCCCAUUGCCAUGGUCCCUCCUUACCUCUACAGUUUAUAAACGCCUAGGUCCUAGAGCUCAGGUCUUGCCUGGACACCGAUCCCAGGGAGCUACAGGUCACCCACUGUGGUUCUGACAGUUGCCAGGCCCCCUUGGCUCUAACCUUCCAGAAGACAGCAUAUCAUUACUAGUUGUAGGAUGUCUUGGAUGCUGAUAUGCAGGCCUGUGGAAGGGAAAGGACUUUUCCUUACCCAAGAUGAGGAGACAUCCCUAGGACCGGAAGCCCACCUGGAAGCCCUGUGAGAUAUAGAUUGUCUUGUACUCAGGUCACCAACAUGUUGAGAACUGUUUCACUUUUGGCCACUCGGAGAUAUACCACUGUGGUGACAUUCAUUCUGCAAUGAACUCUAAUAAUUCUUCACUCUCAGGAGGUUAGAGGUAGAGGAGGCACCUGAGACUAGACAGAGAGGACUCUGGGAGUUGGAGGUCAUCUGGAGAAGGACAGGAUCCCACUAUGAGCAGUAGGGACAUGUCAGCUUUUACAGUAUUGUAUUCAAACUGAGUUUGAAUUUUAUUCCUUUUUAUGGACAUUAUUGAUAAUUAUAGGAAUAGUUAUCAAGGAUUGUGACAUUCUAUAGCAGGCCCUGAAACUCUUCCCAAACCCAAAGUCAUCACAAGAGGUCUGGGAGGCUCAGUGCCCAAGUCUCUGGCUACGGUUUGAUGAAGGUUUAGUGUGUGCCCAAAGCUCUGUGUUUUGGAAGUUGUACCUCUUGUGAGGUAAUCUAGGUAGUAUGGGACAUUUAAGAGAUGGAGCAUAAGAGCUGGUCUUUGGGGCAGUGCUUUGGAAAGGCUUGGCUAAUUCUGUGGAUUUCUGUCUGGGCUGUAAGAGCAUGGGUUCCACUGCAGAUGUGAGUCUGACCUCUGAGCCCCAAGGCUUCCUGUCUGUCUACAUUUUCUUUCGCAGCUGUGUGUGCUCUCAGUGAGUCUAUUGUGCCAUCACCAGAGGUCAAACAAACGGGGUCACUCAUCUUGGCUUUCCAGCUUCCAAACUGGGUUAAAUAAACCUCCUCACAAAUUACCCUCUCUGUGGUAUUUUGCUAUAGUGGAUAUUUUGCUAACAGUGAAUAAACUGUUAACUUUAGAGUUUUACAUUGAUACAAAGUAGACUUCUGGAUCUAGACAAGAUGGUACACACACACACACACACACACACACACACACACACACUGUGGUGGUUUGAAUAGGUUUGAAUUGGCCCCCACAUGUGAAUGGCCUCCAUUCAUAUAUUGUUCAUUAGGGAGUGGAGUUACUUGACAGAGAUUAGGAGGUGUGGCCUUGUUGGAGUAGGUGUGGCCUUGUUAGAGCAAGUGUGUUACUAGGGAUGGGCUUUGAGGCUUCAAAUGUUAAAGCCAGGCUCAGUAUCUCUCUCUUCCUGCUGCCUGUUGAUCCAGAUGUAGAAGUCUCAGCUAUUUCUCCAGCAGCAUGUCUGCUGACAUGUUGCCAUGAAGAUAAUGUCCUAAACCUCUGAAACUGUAAGCAAGCUCCAAUUAAAUUAUUUGCUUUAUAAGAGUUGCUAUGGUCUUAGUGUCUCUUCACAGCAAUAGAACACUGACUAAGACAGAAGUUGGUACCAGGGAGCUGGGUAUUGCGGUGAUAGACCUGACCACACUGCUUGUUUGUAGAAUGUGGACUUUGGGACUUUGGAUUAGGAAAGUAACUGAGUUGAAUGCUUUUGAGGUUUACUGGGCCAUCCUGGUAGGGGUGUGGAAGACAGUGGUGCCAGAAAAAUUUAGAUUAUGAUGGACUGACUCAGGAGGGUUCAGAGGAGAAGCAUGUGAGUAAGUGUCAUAGAGAGUAUUCUUGUGAUAUUUUGGUGAAUAAUGUGGCUUGCUUUUUGCCCUUGUCUGAAAAGUCUGCCUGAAGCUAAAUAUAAGAGUUUGGGAUUGAUGGCAUUGGCAGAGGAGAUGUUAAACAGCCCAUUAUUGACUAUGACAUGUGGUUAUCAGUGGCCACGUGUUUGCAUAUCUAUAAUGAAAAAGAGCAAACUGAGCAAGGAAAAAUACAAAAUGUACAAUUUGAGGAGAAAGUUGGCACCAGGAAGUGUAAUGGAGCUAAGUCUUGUGCUCAAGGAAAUAAACAGAUUUAAGAAAAGCCUGAUGCUAAGUGGAAUAAAGGGAGUGGUGACCUCAGGGCAAGACUCCACCCAGUUAAACUUGCAACUUGUGAAAAGCAACUAAAGAAAUCUUAAGAAGUAAAGGAAGUGAUCAACAAGAGAUGUAGUUGAAUAGGGGGCCAUGUUCCAGCCCCAGCAAACAGCAGAACUUUGCAGCUUCAGCCAUGUAGUUUAGAGUCAAGGACAGAAGAAAGAGGUGUGGAAUCUCCCUCUGUGACUAAGGAAGGCUGCUGAGGCCAGCUGUGCAUCCAUGGUGUCCCUGCAUGGAGGCCCAGAGAGGCCAUUGCCUGAAGUUGUAAAGGUGAAGCCUGGAUUGCCUUGGAAACCCCAAGAUUUUGAAGAUGCCAGAGCUGUGGGAUACCUGCCAAGGCAAGGUACUAAUAGGAAGCGGAACCAGCCCGGGAGAAAGAAGUGUGUUGCAGUCAACAAAGCUGAAAGGAGUUGGAGAUCUGAAGGGCCCAUUGACAUUAGACAUGGGGAUGCCAAGUUAGGAGUUUGCCCAGCUGGUUUUUGGUCUUGCUUUGGUCCAGUAUUUCCUCGCUAUGCUCCCUUCCCUAUGUUUUGAGAUGGUAAUGUGUAUCCUGUGCCAUUGUAUGCUGGAAGUGUGUGAUAUGUGUUUUGAUUUUUAUUUUACAGGGGUGUAUACUUAAGAGAAUGCUGUGAGUCUCAGAAGAGAUUUUGAACUUCGGACUUUUAAAUAGGGUUGAUACUGUGAUAGACUACGGGGACUUUCGAAGUGGGACUGAGUGCAUUUUCUGUAUUAAAAUAUAGCUACAAGCCUUUGGGGGCCAGGGAGUGGAAAGUGGUGGUUUGAAUAGCAAUGACCACCAUAGGUUCAAAUAUUUGAACGCUUGGUCAUUAGGGAGUAGCACUACUUGAGAGAGAUUAGGAGGUGUGGCCUUGUUGGAGUGGGUGUGGUCUUGUUAGAGGAAGUGUGUUACUGGGGGUGGGCUUUGGGGUUUCAGAUGCUAAAGCUAGUCCCCGUAUCUCUCUCUUCCUGUUGCCUGUGGAUCGCACCAGUUGGCCUAUGUGCUGCCAUGCUAUCUGCCAUGAUGAUAAUGGACUAAACCUCUGAAGUUGUAAG